Cynara cardunculus var. scolymus (artichoke) is the source of this 2185-nucleotide messenger RNA. RefSeq lists its product as uncharacterized. The record is from RefSeq and is a predicted model, not a curated record. The transcript has 8 exons. Bases 110 to 1900 code for a protein of 596 amino acids. NCBI's taxonomy places the organism in Eukaryota, Viridiplantae, Streptophyta, Magnoliopsida, Asterales, Asteraceae.
GUCCAAACACGCAAGACCUCCUUCAUUUUGUCCAGGCGCCAAGAUUCACAAACAACUCACCAAGCAAGAUCUUCAUUCUUUGAGUUGUAAGAACGUAAAUCCACACAAAAUGCAGUGUCCAACCAAUAACUUCUUCCGAUACAACACCACUUUAUGCGCCUGCAAUCCAGGUUACUUUUACAACACCACCGACGACACAUGCUCACCGUUUACCGCCUCCUCCGGCGACGAUUUCUUGGUGGGUUCUGGGGUUGACUAUUCAAUCAAUAUCCCUGUUAACAUCUUCGCAUUUGAUACAAUCAAGAGGUUCACUCAAUCUCAGGCUGUGUUUCUCGAGACUACUUUUGUUUUAGUUUUGUGUUGGCUCGUAUUUUGCUUUUUUGUGAGGUUUGGGAAGCUUGGUGAUGGAAGAACACCUUGGUUUCAGAUCAGAUGGUGGAUUAGCAGAUUGGAUGUCGCCUUCGCUACUCGCCAUUGGCUGGAUGAUCAAAAGGUUGUCAAGAAGCGAAAGACGGAACUUGGUGGAGCUUUCUCGAUUGCAAGUUGGAUUCUUUUUAUUGGUUUGUUUGCUGCGUUGUUGUACCAAGUUAUAUCCACGAGAACUAUCGAGGUUCACAGUGUAUUAGCAUCGAAUGCACCUGACUUGGCUUCCUUCAAUAAUGACAUGGAAUUCAACAUAACGACCGUUUCUAGCAUGAGUUGUUCCAAUCUACAGGGUCUCGGUACUUUGGUAACCGGAAAUCCAGGAUUCAUCGACUAUCGGAGAUCACUGCUUUCCACUUUUGUCAACUUCUCGUGCCAAAACACCACCAAGGGGCCGACCAUAACUCUUAAAUGUGACGAUUGUCAUCUUGUUAGCGACAAUAUAUACAUCUCAUGGCAGUUUGUUGAUCUCCCAAAUGUGCCUGCAACCGCCGUUGGUUUCGAGUUUAAGUUAACGGCAAGGGACCGGCAGCACAAAAAGCAUUUGAGUUUUGUAAGUGGUGCUUUGAAGAAUGGAAGCACGAACAGUGCAAAGUUCGUUACAUAUAGAGGGAAAGAUCCAAAUAUCGUACAAUUUAAUUUGUUUCCAAGAAUAUACCGAAAUAAACAUGAUCUCAAGCUUAUACAGCCUCUUUUUCAUGAAUUCAUUCCGGGUUCGUCUUUUGACGAAGCGAGUCAGCUGCAGGCUUCACUACAGAGAUCAAGCGAUGGACUCGUUAACACCAUGCUGUAUAUCAAUUUUCUUUCGGCCUACAUCGUGCAAAUCGACAAUCAAAACACUCUCGGGCCUGUGGGCUUUCUUGCUGAUCUGGGUGGCCUGUAUUGUGUUAGUAUUGGCAUAUUUUUCUACUUUUUGGUGCAAUUUGAAUACAGAUUCAAGAGGUUCCGUCACGAGGAUGAUGUGAUGAGAAGUAUUAGAAAUCGUCGAAAAGCUCAAGAACAGUGGGACAAACUGAGAAAGUACGUAAAUUUUACAUGGGGUCGUGGUCUAAUUCCUUCUGAAGAUGGAGUGUUCGUGGAAAAGGCAUGCUGCAAUUGUUUUCCAAACCUGAAAGGAGGAUCUUCGUUUAAUCAAAGGAAACAAAUAAGAAUGGGUGACCUCAGUUUCAACACUAAACUUAGCACACAGAGUGAGAGGGGGCUAGGAGCUGUAAAAGAAAUAAAGGAAAAAAGUAGUAUGCAUUCAAAUAAUGCAAAUACACCUCGACAAGAAGCCUUGACGGUUAUACCUUUGCCACCAUCAUUAGAAAUGAGGGCUGGUUCGAAAAUUAGCAUUCCAGAAAUCCAGAAAAAUCUUGAAAACAUCUAUGAAUACAACGUGAUGCUUCGAGAGAAGUUGGUUAUCGCUCAAUCCACGAUCCAAGCUUUAACAUCAAAGGCGUCUGCAUCUUCUUCAUCAGACCAGAUCCACCAGUAGCAUUUUGCUCUUAUUCCUUUUGUAAACUGAAGGCUAUUUUAGUCUUUGGUCAUUCUUAUCGGAUAUAAUGGUGCAAUGGGUCCUGGUCGUAGAGUUUUGUUCGAUGAGUGAAAUUGCAUUCUGAGAACAUUUUGAGGCGUAGAGUUUGGUUUGUAUCAUUAGGCUUUCCUGUAUGUAAUUAAAUUUGAAGCAGUGGUUAUAUUCUUUGGUUGUAUAUUUUAUGGCAAUGAAUAGAGAUGGGGGGGCCAAUGUAACCGGUCCCGGUCUAGCCCAUCUGAUCACGCA